AUGUCAUAUGGAGUAGACAAAACGCAAAAGACGCAGAAGGAGUAUAUGGUCGUGAAUGAUAACACCAAACAUGAGACGAUGCUGGGUUUCAUGAACAAGAUCGCGGACAAUCAGAUGGAUGCUCGCGAGAAGCUGCAAAUGGUGGUAGCGCGCAUCGAGGACUCUACAUGUCGUAUCGGCGAGGAGUUGGCUGGGUUCCGAACCAUGAUGGAGAAGGUGUUGGAGAAGAUGUUGGAGCAGCAGACCCAAGAGCCGCGACUGCACGACCCGACAGAGCCGACGAGGUCGGCGGCCGAGGCGGCGAUGAGCAAGGAGGCCGCUGCGAGCGGUGAGGCGACCGCGGUGGCGCCGGGCAGCGAGGCGGGACGCGUGGAGGUGGCUGGGAACCCUAGCCGCGCGGGCCAAGGCAACGUUGGGCCCACCCCUGGAGCGGGCCAACCGCUCAGGCCCACGACCUAG
Molecule: messenger RNA, 459 nt
Organism: Linum trigynum
Lineage: Eukaryota; Viridiplantae; Streptophyta; Magnoliopsida; Malpighiales; Linaceae
Source: the annotation of a GenBank genome assembly